AUGAUGAUCAAAACCGCCACUUUGAUGACUCUCGCCGCCGGUGCCCCUGCCGAAGGAGAAUUCGCUGCUGCCGAGAACAACAGACGAUACAAUCAGCUCAUUAGCUGGAUGGAGUUCUACAAUCCCACUUUUGACGAGAGAGACUACUGGACUUACGGAUGCCACUGUCUUAUGCUAGGUGAUCGACCAAUGACCCAGCCCGGCAAGGGAACUCCCGUCGACGCUCUCGACACCACUUGCAAGGCCUACAAAGAUUGCCUCAAGUGCGCUCGAGAAACCUACGGCGACAUGUGCAUCGGCGAGUUUGUCGAGUACAACUUCAACAUCAGCAAGCAAAAGUGCCGAGACGACGCUGGCACUUGCGGUCGAGCCCUUUGCGAGUGCGACGCCAUGUUCGCUAGGAACCACGUUGAUGCCAUCGCCGUCUACAACGAGGACUACCACAUGUUCUACUCGACAACUGGUUGGGAUGGAGAGAGCCAGUGCCUUUCUAGCACAGGAGGAGCUGUUGAGCCACAGUGCUGCGGAACACCAACCGGACCUGCCGCAAUCUUCAACGCCCUUACUAAAGAAUGCUGUGCCAACGGAACCAUCAAGCCUCUUGGACAGUGCUAG
This is a messenger RNA of Oikopleura dioica, 615 nucleotides long. Lineage: Eukaryota; Metazoa; Chordata; Appendicularia; Copelata; Oikopleuridae. The record is from the annotation of a GenBank genome assembly.